This is a messenger RNA of Perca flavescens (yellow perch), 4899 nucleotides long. It is a transcript of the gene tent5d, whose product is annotated as terminal nucleotidyltransferase 5D. Bases 349 to 4017 code for a protein of 1222 amino acids. The record is from RefSeq and is a predicted model, not a curated record. The transcript has 3 exons. NCBI's taxonomy places the organism in Eukaryota, Metazoa, Chordata, Actinopteri, Perciformes, Percidae. Gene Ontology annotation, molecular function: RNA binding; poly(A) RNA polymerase activity. Gene Ontology annotation, biological process: mRNA stabilization.
CACACACCCGAGUCAUAACUGAAUGACGGCAGGUCGCUAUGGAAACUGCGUUACGCUCCGGGCGGCCGGAGGAGAAAACAAGAGCGCAAGGAGUCAUUUCAGUCUUCAUUUCAGCACCACGCGAGCUCCUGGACAGCGCCCGGAUAAACUCGCGCACAGAUUUUAUCCUCAUAUGCCUUAAAAGAGACAGAGCCGCAUCAGCACCAAGCCUAACCGGAGUGGGUGGUAGGCACUUCAAAAGCAAAACGACCCCACGUACAAGAGACACAGACUCUCCGCUACUGAAGCUCGGUGGACCAGGUCCAGGUUUCGUUCUACUGCCAAGCCAGGAGCCAGUCGCUCCCUCAAAUGCCACAGCAACAGGGCAGCAGCAUGUCUGAAACUAAAUCCAGUCAGCGGUUCCACAGCCUCAACACUGAGCAGGUGGAGGUUCUCCAUCAGGUUUUGUCAGAGGUGGUUCCAAUCCACGGACGCGGGAACUUCCCCACGUUGGAGUUGCGUCCCCGAGACAUCAUCAUAGCUGUGCGGGCCCGGCUGCAGAAGCUGGGAAUCACAGUCAGAGAUGUUCGCCUGAACGGCUCCACGGCCAGCCACGUCCUCGUCCGAGACAACGGAACCAGCUACAAGGACCUGGACAUUAUCUUUGGAGUGGAGUUGCCCAGUCAGGAGGAGUUCCAGGUGAUCAAGGAGUCAGUGCUGGGCUGCUUGCUGGACUGCCUACCAGCUGGGGUCAACAGGGAGCGGAUCAGCAGCGCCACAAUGAAGGAGGCCUACGUCCAGAAAAUGGUUAAGGUCUUCACUGAGCACGACCGCUGGAGCCUCAUCUCGCUCUCAAACAACAGUGGCAAAAACCUGGAGCUCAAAUUUGUGAGCGUGCUGAGGCGGCAGUUUGAGUUCAGCGUUGAUUCCUUCCAGAUCAUCCUGGAUCGUCUCCUGGAGUCCUACAUGCAGCAGGAGUCUCCCCAUAAGAACAAUACCGUUGAUCUAAUGGACCAGCCUGCAGCCCAUCAGAAUAAAGACUCUCCCUCUUUGCUCCAACAGGCCACUGCUCCGGAAACAGAGAAGACCUCUGAUAGAGACUCAUCCUGCAAAGAGGGGUCACAUAUCAGUCAGACACAACAGAGAGAUGAGGUGCAUGAAAAGGAGUCCCAGACAGAACUCUCACAACACACUGAACAUUCAAACCAGACAAAAGACUCCACAGUUGAAAAACACAACAAAGAGAAAACACCCGUGGAGCUGAAAGAAGUGUCAGGACACAGAGAUCCCUUCAAUGAGACAGACUCCUCGGACCAGACCACUCCAAACCUUUUGUCAGAAAAGAAACAAACUUCUGAGAAAGCUGAACCACCAGCUCAGGUUGAACUCAGACACGAGCCAGAGCUCUCUGACAUGUCCAAAUGUUUGACAGAGGUAGAACAGUCAGAGCAAACCAAGACAUGUGAUGGCCAACAACCAGCACAUUCAAAUCACAAGGAACUCUCUGCCCACAAUGAACAAUCCAACCACACAAACCCCCCUGAUGAACGGAAUGAACUUACAGAGCAAACGGGACAGUCCGAGCUGCCGAAGAGCUCAAACAGAACCCAGACAGAGUCUUCAAACCUGGCAGAAGAACGUCACAGCGAAGACUUCUCUGAGUGUUUCAGUGAGGAUCAGAGAAGCGAUGAGAAAGACAAAACACAACAUGCAACGGCUCCAGACUCCAGCACAAACGAGACAGAAAUAAGUGAAAUGACAGAAGAGAUUUUAGCAUCAGAAGCUAAAAACGUAGAAGACACACAGAGUAUUGAUUGCUCCUGCUCCACAUCUUCCAUAUCCCUCACACUUUACAACACAGAGCCUGCUGGCACACAUGAUACACCGGAGAUCCACAGCACACUACACACAGAUAAAUCAGAUAAAACACCUAACACAAUUGAUGCCGUCAGCCCUCCAGAUACUCAGGAUAAUUUACCUGCACCAGCCAGCCUUGUUUCUGACAAAAAGACCUCCUCUUCUCCCUCUUGUAAGGCCUCAGAGAGACUUUCUCACAUGGUGGUGCUUAAACACUCUUCUCCCAAACCCCCUCGCAGGAUGUGUAGGAAGGUAACCCCCAAUCCGUACUCCAGUCCAGUCUCUGAAAGCGAACUUGUCAUAGAGCCCUGUCUGGUUCCAAACCCCUGCCCUAGCCCUGAACCUGAACCUGAAUCUGAACCUGAACCUGAGGUAGCCUUUGAUCCAGAGCCAACAGCUCCCAGUUCAGAACCAACCAGUUUUUCUACUGAAACAAACCCUGGGCCUGAACCAACCCCUUCCAGUAACCUAGCUUCCAACCUAGACCUUACCUUAGCCCCUGAUCCAGCCCCUGAUAUAAUCUUCACCUCUGCUGUGGAUCCCAUGUCUGCUUUACCUCAAGAGCCCCCACCGCCUCAGCUAAUCACAGAGAGAUCAUGUGAGACAAGUAUUCAGAGCGUGAAAGAGACCCCAUCUACACAUGAUGAACAAAGCCAGCCCUCCCCUAGUGAAACCGCCUGUGCACCCAAACAAUCAGAGCCUCUUGACUCAGUGGACACGUUAGUUUCACACACUGAUACAUCCCGCUCAAACACCCCAGAUCCUGUACAUACCUCAGAAGUUGAGCUCAGUGAUGAAGAUGAAAUCAGAGAGCCACAAACCAAAAAAAUGGACUUGAGUCAGCCAAAUGGCUGCCAACAAGAGACCACACUUAGUUCUCCCUCCUCUUCCCAAUGUGUCACCCCUCCCGUUUGCUGUCUCACCCCUCCUGUACUCAGUCUUUCCCCUCCCUGCUUCACUCCCUCGCCCCCCAGCCUCAGCCCUCCCCCAUGUCUCACCCCUCCCUCUCACUGCCUCGCAUCUCUGCCACUGAACACCGUCAGCCCUGCCACAAGCUUCAGCUCUCCACCCCUGAGUUUAAGCCCUACCUCAUCCUGCCUCAGCUCACCUCCUUACCUCACCCCUCCAAUGCUUAGCCCCAGCCCUCCUCCACUCUGUCUUAGCCCCCCUUCCCUCUGCCUCAGCCCUCCCCUCCUCUGCCUCACUCCACCGGUGGAGUCAGAGGACCUUGUACCUCAGGUAUCUUCAGACAUGGAGCCUCUGAUAGCGAACACAGACAGCGAGGAACAGAUUAAAGAGUCCUCUCCCCAGCCAGGAAUUCCUCCCCUACAGUUGGAGGAUAUAAAGGAAAAAGAUUAUAUCUCAUCGUUGCCUCGGGUUGCAGAGCCUGUCUCUUUUCCAAUCACUAUCCCGAGCUCCAGCUCACAUGUGCUGCCUCUCUCUCAGUGUGAAGGCCCAGGGGAAUCGGGCCCUCCAAAAGCCGACGAGGCACCGAGCCCUGUGCCGGAGAGAAAAGAGGCCCCUAAGGUACCCGCAGUCGUGCCUGAACAGAGCAGUGCUCCUCAGACAUCUUGCUCGGUCCCUGCUGUCGAGGUCCUGGCAGAGAGCAUGUAUGGUGACUUUGAGGCGGCCAUGGACCACCUGCGCUACCGCCUAAUCGCUACCAGGAACCCUGAGGAGAUCCGAGGUGGCGGCUUGCUAAAAUAUAGCAACCUGUUGGUCAGAGACUACCGACCGGCCAGCGAGACUCAGAUAAAGACACUGGAGCGCUACAUGUGCUCGCGCUUUUUUAUCGACUUCCCUGACGUGCAGGAGCAACAGAGGAAGAUCCUGUCCUACUUGAAGAACCACUUUAUCGGCGAGGAGAGAAGCAAGUACCAGUACCUGAUGACACUGCGUCGCGUGGUCGACGACAGCACAGUGUGUCUGAUGGGCCAUGAGAGGCGUCAGACGCUGAACAUGAUCACAGUGCUGGCACUGAAGGUUCUCGGAGAGCAGAACAUUAUCCCCAACACAGACCAUGUAACGUGCUUCUACCAGCCCGCUCCGUACAUGGCUGAUCACAGUGCCCCCUAUUUAGCAGAACCCAGCUACUGCAGCUACUACAUACCCCAAGGGGGAUCAACUCUGCUUUACCAACCGUACCCCUUGCACCUGCACACACAGACUGGACUAGUCUAAAACACACACACAAACACACGUGAUUACACAAAACACACAAUCGAGCAAGGGGAAGGUGGUUUCCACGAGGAAAGAGCUGGAGAAUGGAAAUAUAAUCCAGGGAUAAACUGUUUGGUCUAUAAUAGACCUAUGGGGGUGGGAUUGAGUGGGUUUUUACAGUAAACUCCCUGAGUACUCUGUAAGGUUCUAAUAUGAUUAUAUGUAAUUAUCUGGGCUUUGUGGGAAAAUAAUAAUUCUUCCGAUAUUGUUACAAUUCCAGAAAAUGCUUUAUGCACUGCAUGAGUCAUAGCCCUUUGGUCUCCCUGGGACACCAACUGUGCUGUUGACAUUCACACACAUGCACGGACACACUCCCACACACACACACACACACACACACACGUACGGACACACUCCCACACACACACACACACACACAAAACUCACACUUCCAGGGUCUUGAAUUCUUGUAAUCUUUUCAUGUUCUUACUGUGUCGUUCUUAAUGGGUUUGUUCAGAAUGUGGACCUUGCCUGUGGUUGAUAUUGAUAUUGUGCAUGGAUAAAUUAGGACUGUUCUCUCACUGCCAAAUACUGUGUGACUACUAUGCUUCUUAAACAGUUUAAUGUAACUUUGUUAAUCCUUUACUGAAGGGGUGUAUUCUGAAGAAAAAAAAAUACUGAGGGACAGGUCUACUAGUGUGUGCAGUACUUAUGUCAGUACACACACAUGCAUGUACAACACUUACACACAAAAACACACACAUACUUACGCAAACAAACCUACUGUAUGCACACAGAGUUGGACAAUGCAUGACUAGAUGAUAUAUAGAUAACAUCCUGAAGUCAAAGCAAAGGCUUUUAAUUUACAUUUUUUUUCCGAUUGCUAAACGACAGUGGGCACAA